Messenger RNA from Oikopleura dioica, 1230 nucleotides. The record is from the annotation of a GenBank genome assembly. Lineage: Eukaryota; Metazoa; Chordata; Appendicularia; Copelata; Oikopleuridae.
AUGGGAACAGAAGCAAACGAAAAUAGCGUCCUUAUGGGAGAUCACGCCAAGAACAAAAAAGAUGUGGACUACGGCCAUCCCCCAAAAGAUGGACACAAUGAGAAUUCUCUUCAAUUCGCUGGAGUUCUACUUGUCUGUCAAAUCAUUUUCAUGAUCCUCUUUGGUCUGUUUGUCCGCUACAACGAUGGAGGAGUAGAUGCUGAUAUGGAUCGAACAUACCCAUGGUUCCAGGAUACACAUGUUAUGAUUGUCGUCGGUUUCGGUUUCUUGAUGACUUUCCUCAAGCGAUAUGGAUGGAGUUCGGUCGGGUUCAACUUUUUGUUCACUGGAUUCACCAUCCAAUGGUCUCUCCUUUGUACCGGCUUCUUCCACGACAUUCUUCACACGAUCACCUCAGACGCCCAUGGUUCAAAUCACACUGCUGACCUGACUAUCCAGCUCAACAUGGGAAGAAUGCUCGAAGCUGAUUUCACCACCGGUGCGAUUCUCAUUUCUUUCGGUGCUGUUUUGGGCGUUGCCUCUCCCGUCCAGCUUCUCUUCAUGAUCCUCUUCGAAGUUGUUUUUUACAAUCUCAACGCUGUCGUCGUUGUCAACCAUAUCGGAGCAUCCGACAUUGGUGGUUCUAUGGUGAUUCACGCUUUCGGCGCCUAUUUUGGCCUUGCCGUCGCUCGGGUGCUUUACAAAUCUGACGGACAAAUGGACAACGCUGCUGAGGGAACUGAGUACCACUCCGAUAUGUUCUCUAUGAUCGGAACUGUUUUCCUUUGGAUGUUCUGGCCUUCUUUCAACAAACAUAUCCAAAAUGCCACUCUUGCUGGAGGUGUUGCUAUGGGCACAGCCGCAAACAUGCAAGUCCAACCAUUCGGCGCACUCUUUAUCGGAUUCUCCGCCGGUCUCCUCUCUACAGCUGGAUAUCAGUACAUCAAGCCUUUCCUCGCCGAGAAGUUCUCUCUUCAUGAUACCUGUGGAGUCAACAACCUUCAUGGAAUGCCCGCCAUCAUGGCUGCUAUCUUCUCAAUCAUCCACUGCGCUAUCAACGAUCAUGGUGAACCAGAUGGUCACCAGAUGAUGCCCCAAGUUUUUGCUCUUCUCGCUACCCUCGGAACUGCAAUUGCUACAGGAACUCUUACUGGUUGUUUCCUUCGACUUCCAGCUGUUGAACAUCUUGGCGCGUACGAGUAUUUCGAGGAUGGAAAAUACUGGGAAAUUGAAGAAGAAGAGGAAGACUAA